CUCUCAUUGCUGGGUGUAAAAAAAAAAACAAAAACACCAAAGCAAUAGGCCUAUUACCGUCCAUUGAUUAUUGUUGCAAUUAUUGAGAAUUGAACUAAAUUGGGAUUUUAUUUGAAUAAAAUGGAAACCUACCCUCCCUUUAAAUCAACAUUAUCUGCUGAACUACUUGAAAAAGCAAAAAAUGAACUUAAUGAAGAUCCAGAAACACGAAAUGUAGAAAUAAAUACUUUAAGGACAAGAAUACAGUCUUGCCCGGGGUUAAAGUCCAGACUGGAUUCAGAAUUUCUCGUACGUUUUUUAAGAGCCAAAAAGUUUGACCAGGAGCGAGCCUUCAAUUUGGUUAAAAGUUAUUAUAAAAUCAGAAAAGAUAACCCUGAAAUGUUUAAAGAUAUGGUGCCAUCAGCUGUUGAUUGUGUUAUAGAAUCAAAAGUGACAGGGGUAUUAGAUCAUACUGAUAAACAAGGGCGUAAAGUUAUGAUUGUUAGACCAGGUAAAUGGGAUCCAAGUCAAUGCCCGUUAAUGGAUAUAUUUAAAUUAAACUAUUUAACAUUAAGUAAGCUUAUUGAGGAUGAAGAGACACAAGUAAAUGGAGUGAUUUUAAUGGUUGAAUUAGGUGAAAUUACUUGGACUCAUGCCAAGGCCAUUUCACCAUUAUUUGCCAAGAGAUUGUCUGCACUCUUACAGGAAGCCUUUCCUGCUCGUUUUAAAUCAAUCCACUAUAUCAAUGAACCAAGUUUUUUUGAUUAUGUUUUUAUGAUAAUAAAACAAUUUCUAAAAGAGAAGAUUGUCAAACGAAUACAUUUCCAUGGCGAUAGAGUGAAGGAAUUACAUGAAUAUAUUGAUGUACAGUAUUUACCAGCAGAGUUUGAGGGACAGGCUCCCGCCUUUGAUACCAAGAAAUGGACAGAUCACUUGAAGACAUUUGAAGAUGAAUUCAGGGAUGAUCUUAAAUAUGGUUUCUAUGACGUUCAGGCUGUUACCACAGAAACGAAAAACCAAGAUGCCAUGGCUAAUAGUGUGACAGGAUCAUUUCGUAAAUUGGAUGUAAAUUAGCUGAUUACCUCAUUCCAAGCUUCCCUUGAUUAUACUGAACUUUUUAAGUUUUCACAAUUUAGGCCUUAGGGACUGUCACAAAAUUUCAAAACUUGCUUCCAAGCGUAUAACCCAGAGAUCUGUUCACAGGUUAUACAUUUGGACUCAAGUUUUGAAAUUUUGAGAAGGUCCCUAAUUUAGAGAUUUGGAACAAGUAGAAUUUUUGGUGAACAUCACAUUUAAACCAUGUUAAGGCAAUACAAAAAACAAUAUUCUGAUAAUCAGUGCGGAUAAUUUAUUAAGGCCGAACAAAAGAGUAUUCUGGUCAUCAGUUAAUAUAUAGAUUUUGUUUUUUUAAAUUAAAAAUAAAUGAUGUAGCUGAAAACCAAAAUAUUUUUUUUAUGGCCUAACAAAAAUUAUAUUUUGAUAUCUGCUGAAAUUACUGUUCACUUUGAAAACUUAAUGGAUUUUAUUAAUCAAGUGGAAUCAACAUUUCAUAAGAUCAAAGUAAUUUUGUGAUAAGGCCAAUCUAAAAAAAAUAAUGUGUUUACGGUAACUUAACCGACCCUAUUUUAAACAGGAACCUAAUUGACACCUUUUUUUUCUUAUAUCUAACAACGAAAAACUAACAAUUUAAGCAUAUCAAAUGUUGGUCAAUUUGGGUUUUACAAAAGACGGGUUUUCAGAAAUUUGUUCUAAAGAUGUGCUGUAUGUGAUUAUGAAAAUCAAACCACAUGGACUGAAGUACCGGUAACCCGAAAUCCUUUUUAUUAAAAUCACGACUCCAAUCAGCUGAGUCUGCCUUUUACUUUCAUCGAGACUUGUAAUAUUAUAUUCAUUGGAUAUUUCAUCAUUCUCGAUAUCUCCAGUGGUAUUGUUCUGUUACACACUACUAAUCCCUGGGUCCAUCAAAGGGGGAGACACAUAGUUGAAUUAUCCACCCUUGAUACUUCUGCUAGUUUUAUUGACCAAUCAAUUGGGUGAAGGGAAGUAACUCGUGAAUUAAAAUUAUCCACCCUUGAUACUUCUGCUAUUUUUAUCGAGCAGUCGAUUAGGUGAAGGGAAGUAACUCCCAUUUUAUUGCAACUAAGCAUGUGGUGAACAUAAACUAUGAUGUUAAAACACGUAUGUAAACUGUUUUUUGAUUGGUUCAUAGAAUCAAGCUACGAUCAAGGGCAGAUAAUUAAAUUCAUGAAAACCCUGUGGAUGGAUCCAGAAGUUAGUGGAGUAAUACGGAACGAUACCACUGGCGAUAGCAAGAAUGAUAUCUCAUUAGAUUGGAGUUAGGUACUUGCUGAAAUUAACUUAAAGGAAAAAAUUUGAAUGACUCUCGGGUCAGUUCCACCCUCAAUAUAGGUCCAAAUCUGAUCUGAAAAAUGUAUCUCAAAAGCAUUAUUACACAAUUGUCACACAAUCUUGUGAUGAUAUAUCAGAUGUAUUGACAUAGUAGCUAGAAUCAUGGCAGACAAACUGACAUAGUGGCUAGAAACUUUCCAAAUAUAUUAACAUAUGAAUGUGCAACGUUUGGGCCACAGAGGUUUUCUUUUCCCUGGUAGCUGAAACCUCAGGUAUGUGCAAUGUUUCGGCCACUGAUGUGACAGACACAGACGUCUGUUUAACUCUUAACAUCUGUGACCUUUACAUUGGUGGCUGAAAACCUUGUGUGUACCAUUAUUUGGGUAGCUAGGAAUAUACCAUUAACCUAAUAAGAAAAACUGCUACUGUUCCUCAGGGUUUAGUUUCAAUAAGAUGUUUUAUUAUGAAAUCCUUUUAGAAAUCCUAAAUUUUAUCGUGUUUAUAAUUUGUGCAAAUCAUGACAUUGUCUAUAGACAUAAAAAUCAUGACAUUGUCUAUAGACAUAAAAAUCAUGACUUUGUCUAUAGACAUAAAUAUCAUGACAUUGCAGACUACAGACAUAAAAAAUUCAUGACAUUGUCUAAAGACAUAAAUAAAAAAAAAUCAUGACAUUGUCUAAAGAUAUAAAUGAAAAAAUCAUGACAUUGUCUGUAGAUAUAAAAUAAUUAUAUUGCCUAUAGACAUUAAAAAAUCACAAUAUUUUCAUUAGACAUAAAAUAUCACGAUAUUUAUCUAAAGACAUAAACAAAUCAUGAUAUUGUAUAUAGUGUAUUAUCAAAGAUAAUCAAGUGUUUAAUUGUUGAAAGUAGUAAUAAGAGAUAUAAGCUAUGUAAUACUAGUAAAUAUCAUCCAGUGGUGGAUUACAGGGUUUGCUGACAGGACACCCCAAAAUUAGUUUCAGGACACCCCAAAAUUAGUUUCCAUAUGUUGACAUGUAUAGUUGUUUCUUAAAUUCUUCUUAAAGAGGCAUUAUAUAAGAGCUAAAUAUUUUUGAACUAUUAUCACAAGAACAGCCUAGCCCCGAGUUCACAAAGCAUUCUCAGACUUAAGUUAAGAGAUUACUCAAAAUUGUUCGCCAUAUUUUAAUUAAAAUAUUGACCUUUAUAAAACUAUUGUUGUUUUAAUGUAUCAAAUACAUCACUAAGAAACCAUGCUUCCGGUUUCCUCCCACUGCUAAAGACCCCUAUGCACAAGCGAAUUAUCGAAAUAAAAAUUGAACCAUAUGUUAGUCCCAAAAUGACCUAGUUUGUGUCGAGUGGCUGUUAAACCCUAUUUCUCUCUCUCUCUCUCUCUCUCUCUCUCUGAGAUUUGUGAACUGGGGACCAGCUCUUUAUAUAAAUUUUACAUAAUGCUUCUUUACUACUAAUACAUUUAUGGCUUAUUAUGAUUUCAUCAUUCUGCACGCACAGAUCCAUCUACUUCAUACUUCGAGAAUAAAUCUCUGUCCUGAAUGGCCGCCAUAUUGUUUUGUAAUGCAGUUUUACAUCGUUUCACAUCUGACAUACACACAAAGACUAAAUAAUUUUAUCAAAUGGAAGCAGAAUAAAUAUUUCUCAAAAUUCUCGAAGUGUACUUGGUGUGGCCUAAGUUUUUGCUUUACAAUAUAUAAUUGUAUUUUAACAAGGAUCUCAGAAAUCCAAUAUAUAUGUUUAUUAUAUAGUGAAUUAUAAAUUAUUUUUAUAUUUUCUUUUAUUUGAAUCUCACAUUAUUAUUAUUAUUUAACCAAGUUAUAUAUUAUAUAUAUUUCUAUGAUUUUACGUUCCAAUAACACGGAAAUCAAUAAAAUGAUCUAAGCUUACUUGAAUAUACAUAUUUUAUUUUAAAGUUUUGAUAUUAACAAUUUAUAAAAUGAAUUGACUGUCACAGGAUUAGAAAAAAAAAAAAAAAAAAAUAGUGUGUUUCUUUUUCUGAAUUGUUGAUUUCAAUUGAUAUCCUCUUUCAUUUAUUUGAAUCUUGUAUUAUUAUUUAAUCAAGUUCUAUUUCUAUUUUCUAUGUACUAAUAACGCUAAAAUCCACAAAAUAAUCCAAGCUUACUUGUACAUAUACUGUUAAUAUACAUAUAUUAGUUUUGUUUUCUAAAUUAAAUGUUAAUUAAUUUCAGUAUAUCGUCGUCGGUGAAGUGUCAAAAGAGUGUAUCUAAGAAUUUCUAAAGAUUAAGAAAUAGGACCUUUUGCAUUUCAAAAUUUCCACAAAUCAAGAUACAAUAUUUGGACACAUGAUACCCAGAACAGUUCUAAUUGGCUGUCAACAAUUACAGUUGACUAGAAUAGAUUACAACGAUAGCUGUCAGCAAUUACAGCUGACUAGACUAGAAUAUAGAGAUAGCUGGCAGCAAUUGCAGUUGACUAGACUAGAUUACAGUGAUAGCUGUCAGCAAUUGUAGCUGACUAGACUAGAAUACAGCGAUAGCUGUCAGUAAUUACAGCUGACUAGACUAAAUAAUAGAGAUAGCGGUCAGUAAUUGCAGCUGACUAGACUAGAGUACAGAGAUACCUAUCAGCAAUUACAGCUGAGUAGACUAGAUUACAGCAUAGCUGCCAGCAAUUACAGCUGACCAGACUAGAAUACCGAGAUAGGUGUCAGCAAUUACAGCUGACUAGACUAGAAUACAUGUAUAGCUGUCAGUAAUUACAGCUGUGCAGAUUAAGCCAUGAAAACUUAGAUAUUGUUCGGUGACUUUAAUAUAAAUAAAAUAUACCACCAUUAGUUCUAUAAACAGUAUUUAAACUCUGUAAAUAAAUUCUACUCUUUCAAACAUAACAAGAUUUUGCUUACAGUUGUGUACAUUUAGAACAUUGUUACAAAGAUGAAUUGAACAAUACCCAAAAUUUUCGUCAUCUGCGUCAGAAGAUAUAGACAGGUAAUCCAUCACCACUUCGGAUAAAUCUGUUGAUUCACCUAAAUCCAAUUGAAUCCAAACCGUGAGAUUAUCUACUAUUUCUUUAUUAAAUGAUAAAUAAUUCAAUUUAGGUUCAUUUCAUCAAUUUAGAUAGAGAUUAACUACCGUUGAUAUUUUGGGUUUGUUUUCUUGAUUAAAAGAUAAAUAGUUAUUUUUAAUAUAUUUUGUUUUCUUAACUAAAUGUUAAUUACAAGUUGCAUACAUUUCACCCUGGAUGAAGAUGUGAAAAUUAGACAUGUCUGAAAAAUGCACAAUUGUUUUGUUAUGUUAUAAUUCCGUCACUCGCCUCUUAAGGUUUAGCUUCUAGUCCAUGUUGUUGUGUAAAAUUAGAGCAUUGUUGAUUUUUUGUUUUGUUAAUUAUUUUUGGGGGGUUGGAUGGCUGAAUGGUUAGCGUGCGCGCGCUGUAUCAUAAAGUCUGUCAUUGAGUCGACUGGCGUGGUUUCGAAUCCCCGGUUGUACGUGGCAAGGAGUAGGGUCGCCUGUCCAACCUCGUGGGUUUUCUCCGGGGCCUCCGGUUUCCUCCCACUGCUAAAGACCCCUACGCGCAAGCGAAUUAUGUAAAUAAAGUUAAACCAUAUGUUAGUCCCGAAAUGACCUAGUUUGUGUCGAGUGGACGUUAAACCCCAUUUCUCUCUCUCUCUUUAAUUAUUUUUAUGUCUAAUAUUGCCACAAAUAUUAAAUACUCGAUGUAUCAUUUAGCAAUAUAGGAAUCUCUUGCAAACUAGGGGUUUGGGUGGCCGAAUGCAUGCUCCUUAGAUCAUAAGGUCUGUUAUUGAGUGGUUUUGAUUCCCUACUCGUACUUGACAAGGAGUAAGGGCACCUGUCCAACCUGGUGGGUUUUCUUCGGUUUCCUCCCACUGCUAUAGAGACCCCAAGCAUAUUAUUGAAAUAAAAUUGAACCAUGUUAAUGAAGAAAUGACCUAGUUUGCAUCGAGUGGACGUUAAACCCUUUUACAAUAUUCUGAAAGUUUAAUAUUUAAUAGGAAUAUUGGUUCAAUAAUGGUUCUAUUCCGUUCAGUAUUUACAAAGUUAUGAUAAAUUGAAAUUUAUUUGAUCUAUGCUGCUCCGCUUGUAUGUGACAAGGAGUAGGGACACCUGCCCAGCCUCAUGGGUUUUCUCCAGGUCCUCAGGUCCUCUGGUUUCCUUCCACAGCUAAAGACCCCUGCACGAAAGAGAAUUAUUGAAAUAAAAUUGAACCAUAUGUUAGUCCCAUAAUGACUUAGUCAGUUAAACCCCAUUUCUCGCUUUUAUCUAAAUCUUACAUAAUAUGAAUCUUUAAUUAAAUGUUAAAUAAUCAAUCCGAGUACAUAUUUAGCAUGUAUUAAGCUGUGAGAUAUUUGAUAUUUUUGCGAACAUGUAAAAUGUAAAUGAGACAUCGAGCCUUUAAUUUUAUUCAUUUAAUACUUAUACAAAUCAUAUAUAUAUACAUUUAUCAUUUCUGUCUCUUCUUUUAACUUUAGAUUGUUUUUCAAGUUAUGAUUUAUUUUUAUAUAUGUUUAAUUAUAAACAAGCCUUGAAUGACAUUUAGAGGUAGAGGUAUAACUCUCUCUCUCUCUCCCUCUCUCUGUUUCUUAGUGUGUUCAGGUUUAAUUCUGUGUUAAGGUUGCCCUAACAAUAAUUUAUAUAAGCAUUAAUAUUAAUAAUAUAAAAUUUAUGUUAUGUUGAUAUUAACUUCCUUUAUUAUGAAGUAAACAUGAUAAAUCUUCCGUGUGUUCAGGCCUUAAUUCUGAGUUAAGGUUGACCCAGUAAUAACUUAAGUUAGCACUAACAUUAAUAAUAUAAACUUUAUGUUAUACUGAUAUUUAUGUUCCUUAAACAUAUCAACUUUAUUUCAUAUAUCAUAUAUAUAUAUACCAGUAAUAUAUAAAAUAUUCAUUAACCAA
This is a messenger RNA of Patella vulgata (common limpet), 7170 nucleotides long. Its product is annotated as alpha-tocopherol transfer protein-like. The transcript has 8 exons. Lineage: Eukaryota; Metazoa; Mollusca; Gastropoda; Patellidae. The coding region runs from base 121 to 1053 and encodes 310 amino acids. The record is from RefSeq and is a predicted model, not a curated record. Gene Ontology annotation, molecular function: phosphatidylinositol bisphosphate binding. Gene Ontology annotation, cellular component: membrane.